CUUGGACUCGCCCUCGGAGGGAAACGCGUCCGCAAGAUCUCUGGCUGCAGAUUCUAGGGCCCUCUUCGUGGGUGCCUGGCAUAGCUGUAGAUUGCCCUGGAUGGCGACCUGCAUCUGACAGUCCCAUCAGCUCUUCUCAGCUGUCCUGAGGCCGCAGCUGUCAGCUCCCCUGACCUUCAGCACUUGCCUGGACCACCUGGGGUUUUCCGCGCCCCUCUCCAGCCCAUCUCUGUCCUCUUGUGUCCUAAGCAUCGCUUCUGACCACCCUCCCCUCCCAUGCCAUCUCCUCCUCCCUUUUCCCCUUCUUUGUAGUAGUUGGUGCAGCAUUCCCAGCAUGCUUCGUGGCUGGCGCGGGUGGCAGGGUCCUCUACAUCCCAUCUGAGCUGCAGCCAAUUAUGCCAGUGCACACCCUUGGCGGGAGAUUGACUGGGCCUCUCCUGGGGCUGCAUAUGCCCCCCUAGUGGACCCCUGGAUUGAACAGCCCUGCUGUGGGGACUGUGUGUGUGUGCGCACAACCAUGGAGCAGAAGAGCACAGAUGGUGAGGCCACAGAAAGGGGUCUCCUUGCUGUGCACAUGCCUAGCCCAUGACCCCUCAGGGUAGACUUCCACUGGGUGCCAGGCUCAGACCCAGGCACCUUUGAUGGCUCCCCAUUGCUGCUGGACCGCUUUUUGGCUCAGCUCAGUGAUUACAUGUCUUCCCGCUUCGAGUACUACCAGGACAACCUCAGCCAUGUCUGUGAGGUCCUCGGGCACCUGACAGGCUGAGCUCGGGCAUGGACAGCCCCCUACCUUGACAGGGACCUACCCCUGCCUGAUGAUUAUGAGCGCUUUUGCCAGGAUCUCAAGAGGGUCAUUCAGGACCCAAACAGUUUUGCUGAGUACCAUGCUGCAGUGCCCUGCUCCUUUCCUCCCACCUCGAGCCAGCCUCCAGUGGCCCCACAGCUGCCCGUGGUGAAGUAGUGCUUAGCUAGGUUCUCAGACACCCUGGCACUCAACAUGGGCUCUACCCCCAGGCCUGUCCCAGCCACUCUGGCCAUACCUGCUGUUCCUAGUUCUGACUCUGCAUUCAGAAAUGCUCUGCCUGAGCAGCAGCUGGCCAAGGAAAGCAGCCCUGGGCCCGUUGAGCCUCCUGCCUUGUCCACUUCUGCCUGGAGCACCAAACCUGGUCUGGUGGGGCCAGCCUCCUCCCAGUCAAGGGAGGGGGCACCCAAAUCUGUCCUUGUACUUCCAGAAUCUGCUAACCCCCCUGCCCUGAAACUAGAUCUAGCUCUCCCAGUGAGUCCAGAACCCCAGAAGACAGAGGAGGAGGUUUCUGAGGAAGAGGGAGACCAGGAGGCAUCUUUAGGUGACCCACAGGGCGCAGUGGAGACCCCAGGAGAGCCGCCAUUUUCUCCUGCUCUCUAUCCUGCACCCUGGAUUCUAAACAGGGUUCAGGCAGCUGCAGCAGUGGCCCUCAUGGUGAAGUGGCCUGUGUAGUAGCCAAGGAGCUCCACAGCCUCCUAUCAGGAUGAAGUGGCAUUGCCAGGUGACUUCAGACAUAGUGCUGCCAUGUGUUACGCUGUCCACUUGCCCCCUUGCCAAGCAGGAGGUGCACCUGUUUGGACUCUGCCUUGUCUGACUAUAAACAACCCCCUCGCCCACCACAGAACAUUGGCCUCUGCCCUGUACUCAUUCUGUGACUUCCCUGGUGGCCCAGAGGCUACUCUGUGCUAAGCUCGGUAGCAUCCCCAUAGCGGCCCUGGGAGGGCCGUCUCUCCAGGGCUUGCUCCUUCUACUUGGGCAGAGUUCUGUAGGUCGGUCCCCAUCAGACAUCUGCACUGUCUUUGUAAGCCCUACCUGCCCAAGUAGACACAAACUACCACCCUCCCUCAAAUCCUGGCUGCAACUGGACUGGGUCUGUCAUGCCAGCCCAGUUUGGAUCUGGUCCCUGGGUGGUCUUUGCUUUGACCCCUUGCCCCACAAUCUGCUUUCUGUGGCCUGCCCUCUGGGCAGGAAUUGAAGGAAGGUUGCUUGGAGGAAGUGGCCACUCAUCGUUGAGUGUGAGUCGGAUGGUGUCGGUGGAGGAAGAUGCUUCUCUGUGGGUUUGUCAGCAGCCCUGGUCAGCUGGGAAGGCUCAGUGCAGGAAGGGGAGAUGCAGGCCACCUUUUAAUCUCAAAUGCAUUCCAGGCAUUUUCUCCCUCUGUAUGUUAACAUUCUAGUCACCUGGCUUUCUUGGAUUUUUCUUUCAGUGCCUUUACCCCUGCUGCCCUCCCACUGUUCAACAGCCCCUGUUUUCUUGCCCACUCUUAAACAUUGCUUAUUCAGCACCUAAUUCCCCACACAACUUGUACCUUGGGGUUAACUGUGAGCCUUUAGGGCAGGGGCUCCAUCUUAGCUUGUGCCCCUGGUACACAGCCAGUGCUCAUUAAAUGUGCAUUGGAUCAGUA
This is a messenger RNA of Artibeus jamaicensis (Jamaican fruit-eating bat), 2427 nucleotides long. RefSeq names its product retrotransposon Gag like 10 (gene RTL10). Lineage: Eukaryota; Metazoa; Chordata; Mammalia; Chiroptera; Phyllostomidae. The record is from RefSeq and is a predicted model, not a curated record.